GGAGGGGCACAUACGUAAGGGGCGCAGACCUCGAGUCCAAAGCGGGCCAAACGGUGGCCCAGCCCCGAUCCAGGGCCAGUCCAGUGGGGAGAGUCCGCUGAAGGGUCCUAGUGGAGGGGCUGGCAGGACUCGAACCUGGUACCGCCGGCCCUAGGAGAUGGCUGCAGCCAGGGCUAGCCUGGGCCGGAUCCUCCCAGAGUCCUCCAUCCUGUUCCUGUGUGACUUACAGGAGAAGUUCCGUCCCAGCAUAGCGUACUUCCCACAGAUCGUGUCAGUGGCUGCGCGGAUGCUUAAGGUGGCCCGGCUGCUCGAUGUCCCCGUCUUGCUGACAGAGCAGUACCCGGAAGGCCUGGGCCGCACUGUCCCUGAGCUGGGUGCUCAGGGCAUUCGGCCAGUGAGUAAGACGUGCUUCAGCAUGGUGCCCACCUUGCAGAAGGAGCUGGACAGCCGGUCCCAGCUGCAGUCCGUGCUGCUCUGUGGCAUAGAGACCCAAGCCUGCAUCUUGAACACGGCUCUGGACCUACUCGACCAGGGACUGCAGGUCCACGUGGUGGUGGACGCCUGUUCUUCUCGAAGCCAGGUUGACCGGCUGGUGGCACUGGCGCGUAUGAGACAGAGUGGGGCGUUCCUGUCCACCAGCGAAUCGCUCAUCCUGCAGCUUGUGAGGGACGCUGCCCACCCCAAGUUCAAGGAGAUCCAGAAGAUCAUUAAGGACCCGGUCCCGGACAGCGGGCUGCUGGGCCUAUUCCACGGCCAGAACCCCGUCUUGAUGAACUCCAGGCCCUGACGGAGAUGAGAGCGUUACUGUGUCAUCGGCGUUAGCAUCUGCCCUACGGGAGGGAGGGGUGCUAUGCCUCCUGGUUGAACAGCUGGUCCUGGAAAGGCAACCGAGACUCCUGGGUGCUGGAAGGGGUGGGGCGUGGGGGGUGGACUGAAGAGAGGUGGAGAGGGGGCUCUGCUGAGGCUACGUCAGAAGCAAAGGGUAGAGAAGUGUCAGAGACUGGGCCCAUAUUCUCAAUAAACAUUGAUGUGCUGUGGGCUGAGACAU
Messenger RNA from Apodemus sylvaticus (European woodmouse), 1048 nucleotides. RefSeq names its product isochorismatase domain-containing protein 2A. Bases 158 to 787 code for a protein of 209 amino acids. NCBI's taxonomy places the organism in Eukaryota, Metazoa, Chordata, Mammalia, Rodentia, Muridae. The record is from RefSeq and is a predicted model, not a curated record. Gene Ontology annotation, cellular component: cytoplasm. The transcript is spliced from 6 exons.